This is a messenger RNA of Heterostelium album PN500, 1647 nucleotides long. RefSeq names its product CDP-alcohol phosphatidyltransferase family protein. The transcript is spliced from 8 exons. Bases 1 to 1647 code for a protein of 548 amino acids. Lineage: Eukaryota; Evosea; Eumycetozoa; Acytosteliales; Acytosteliaceae. Gene Ontology annotation, molecular function: CDP-diacylglycerol-inositol 3-phosphatidyltransferase activity. Gene Ontology annotation, cellular component: Golgi apparatus; membrane. The record is from RefSeq and is a predicted model, not a curated record. Gene Ontology annotation, biological process: phosphatidylinositol biosynthetic process.
AUGAUAAAUAACAAUUUAUAUAUAUUUGUAUUUAUUUUAUUAAUAAAUAUCGUACAUUCAUAUGUACCAACAGAGUUUUUUAUAUUAUCGGAUGAGUUUAAAUUGGUAACUAUCAACUCAACCUCUGGUGAACUACUAAAGAGUUUGGAGACACCUGACAACUCUUAUUAUGUCAAUGGUUUCUUAUCUUCGAACAGUACCGAUAAAUCAUUUAGAAUAUUAGUUACAAAUAUUCAAAACAAUGAUCAAAUCAUUGAAUAUUCUGUACCUAAUAAUGUAUUCACUCCAAUGGAAUCUGUUGAACCAAACGAUGGUUGCCAAAUUGUAAUUCAACCAUAUGCCUAUGAUCCAGUUCAUAAAAUUGCUGCUGUUGUUGGUUCAGUUCCAUUCUCCGGUCAGUCAAAUGUAACUUUAUGUAUUUGGGAUUUUGCUAGUAAAUCAACUGAUAUAAUUACACUGAAUGGUCAAAUUGAUUUUACCAUCGGUUAUCCUGAAGGUGCUUACGAUCCAUCGACAGGAAAUUAUUAUAUCCUCUAUUUCACAGAUAAUACCGGAUCUCAUUUGACCAUCUAUAAUUUGCUUUCGAGAAAGGUGGUAGGUGAGUAUUUCUUUGCUGGCUUGAAGUUCAAAUUCCCAGAGAUCGUAUUCGGUGGUGGCCGACCAGUGUUGAUCGACACCCAAUUCUGGGGACCGUCAUUCAAGUUCUACACUGUCGACCUCGAAACACAGACAUACCAGCAGUUCCUCGAGGUGCCAACCAGCUUCAGUACCAACGUAAACAUCAGUCCAGUUGCAUGGCAAGGUGACUACAUCACAUUUGUCACAUCGACAAAAAUCAAUGAAUACACAUUCACAACACUCGAUCUCAACACCCUCAAAGUGGUAUCAACCUCACCCGUUUCCAAAUUGAAACUACCUGAAAACAGUGAUACAGUGGGUUAUGCCAGAGUUAUUUUCGUAACACUUGCCUUUUUCUAUUCGCACAGUGACUACCAAAGUUUCUUUGUAUAUUAUGCAUUGUCUGCACUUUUAGAUAUGGCCGAUGGUCAUGCCGCAAGAUAUUUCAAUCAAUGUUCACAAUUUGGAGCAUUAUUGGAUAUGGUUACAGAUCGUUGUUCUACAGCUGCCUUGAUUGUAGUACUCAGUCAUUUCUAUCCAGAGCAUCUUAAAAUCUAUAUCUUUUUGAUUGUAUUGGAUAUCCUCUCUCAUUUCGCACGUCUUGUCAGCACAAUGUCAAGCGGUAGCAAGUCACACAAGGCCGUCGCCGACAACCACUUGAAGAUCAUGAGAAUCUACUAUGGUAACAAAUACUUUUUGGCUUUUAUGUGUUUUGGUAAUGAAGGAUUCUUCUUAUUCUCAUAUCUAUACUAUUUCGUGUCACACCCAGCUGUUGCUUUCAUCCAAUGGUACAUCUGGUUCCCAAUCUGCUUCGUCAAGCAAUCGAUCAAUGUAAUCCAAUUCGCACAGGCUGUCAGCGAUAUCGUUGCUAUCGAUGAAAAGAACAGACCAGCAGUCAAGACUUUGUUUGAAUUAGCAUCAACAACAACAUCAUCAUUAACAUCAACAUCAUCAACAUCAUCAUCUUCAUCAUCAUCCUCAUCGUCGAAAAUACCAAUAACACAUAUUUUACUUCAUUCAGUUAGAUAA